Messenger RNA from Solanum tuberosum (potato), 1269 nucleotides. RefSeq lists its product as uncharacterized. Bases 459 to 1151 code for a protein of 230 amino acids. Gene Ontology annotation, biological process: endomembrane system organization. Lineage: Eukaryota; Viridiplantae; Streptophyta; Magnoliopsida; Solanales; Solanaceae. The record is from RefSeq and is a predicted model, not a curated record. The transcript has a single exon.
UUAAUAUUGAAGCAAAUUUAAAAAAAUUGUGCCAAGUCACACCUCACCAACUUCCCUUCCACUAGUUUGUUUUGACUUUAGUCUAAAACAUUGAAUUAUAUUUUUUUUUAAAUGUGAAAAAUGAAUCAUUCAAUUCUUAGAAGCAAACAUAUAUUGAAAGUUAAUAUUAACGUGUAUUGCCAGCACAUGAAGGAAGACAUAGAGUCAUUUUGGACAAGCAAGAAGUUUCCUCAUAGUAUAUAAUAUAAAUAAUAACUACUCUUUGUUAGGUCAAUAUAAUACCAAAUUAAACGUAUAUUCCUCUUUCCCUUACACGCAUAAAACUCCCAUGAUGAUCAAUUUCAUUUAUAAUACCUAGCUAGCUCAUGUUCAUUUCCAAUCUCCUCUCCUCCUUCAAUUUCAUCGUAAUUUUCUAGCAUUUGAAUUCCUGAAGUAUUAACAAAGAGUCUUCAUAUUUGAUGGACAUGUCUCUACGAGCCAGAUCAACCUCCUCUAAGCAAACAUCCACAUCACCGGAUGCAUCCGAAAUCCCAUUACUUCCCACUAACAACAACGACAACAAUAACAACAACAAUCAUAUACCAGAACGGCCGCCUAUACCGCGACCGUCCAUUUCUCAACGUGCCUUAGAAAGCACAGCACAUUUAGCCAACCUUCUCCCAACAGGAACACUCUUAGCAUUCCAACUACUAAUCCCAAUUUUCACCAACAACGGAACGUGUGACACUGCAUCGCGUCCAAUGACAUUAAUCCUCCUUGCACUACUCGCAUUUUCGUGCUUUUUAGCUUGUUUCACUGAUAGUUACAAGGCACCAGACGGGCAAAUUUACUAUGGAUUAGCUACGUUCAAAGGUUUGUGGAUUUUCGAUUACCAGGCAGCUUCAAUUUCUGGUGUGCCUGGUGAAUUGAACAGGUAUAGAGUUGGGUUUAUUGAUUUUGUUCAUGCUGUUCUCUCUGUUCUUGUAUUUAUUGCUGUGGCUUUGAGAGACAAAAAUGUGGCGAAUUGCUUUUAUCCUACACCAGAUCAUGACACAAAACAGGUACUUGAUGUUGUUCCUAUUGGAAUUGGGGUAAUUUGUAGUUUGUUAUUUGUAGUCUUUCCAACUAGGAGACAUGGAAUUGGCUUCCCUGUUACACCUGAUAAACGGUAAAAUUGAAGCCAAAACUAUAACAUUUGUUGUUGUUAUUUGUUAAUUCAUUCAUUUGCUUAAUGUUUUGUAAAGUUAUAUUAUUGUGCAUUCCAAUAAUAAAGUUUUUACUAAAUACUAA